CUCAGUUUUUGCUGUUCUAACAAAAAUCCAAAAAAAAAAAUGAAAAAAUCAAACAAAAAUUACACAAUUGGAGCUAACAAAAGGCGUUUAAUAUGUCUACUGUCGAUUGCAAUUUGCAUUCUACUCUACUUCAAAAUAAAUUCUGUAUUAUUCGAUGCCACAAAACGGGAUCAUUUCAUGGAAGGAUAUUUCCUGAACACCUCAGGAUGUCACAUGCUCGCCAUGAAUCCUUUUUCGAAGACAGCUUUAUCAUAUUUCGGUCAAAUGCAGCCUUUGGAAUGCACGAAAAUCAAACUAUUUGAUGCCAAGACAAUCAAUGGAAGAAAUUAUCUAGUUUUGUCCAUGUCAACUAAAGAAAUACUCAAAGCAUGUGAAGUUAAAAGAAUUGCUGAUGUGCAUUGUGAAUACCGGAGAGUGAAGCGAUACGAUGACAAUUCGAAUAAAUAUUCGCAUACCACAAAUUUUAAAUUAACUGAGGAGUUGAUUGAGGUGAAAAGUGGAGCAACAGUUUUAAGGAUUCAAUGCUUUGGCAUAGGAAAUAAAACAGUUUACCAUGAUGUGCAUUUCUUUAUACCACCUCCAAGUGAAGAACCUCCUCAAACUUUUCAAAAGAAACAUUUAUCUGUGAUGAUCAUAGGCAUCGAUUCGCUUUCGCAUUUGCAUUACUUGAGAUCGAUGCCAUUGUUGGAUGCGACGAUAGAAACUUUGCCACACGUUGAGUUCUGGGGUUAUAAUCGUGUUGGAAGGAAUACUUAUCCGAAUUUGGUGCCUUUAUUCAGUGGAUUGAAUGAUGUUGAGCUGGAGGAGAAGUGUUACAUAGGCAAACACGAUUACGAUGAAUGCAAUUUUAUUUGGAAGCGUUUUAAGGCAGCUGGAUUUAAUACAAGCUACGCUGAAGAUACUUUUAUAGGCGGCACAUUCAAUUACGGCAAAUGGGGAUUUAAUAAGUCACCAACUGAUUUUUAUCUGCGAACUGCAAUGCUUGACAUCGAUAAAUAUUGCAGAUACAGCAUCGAUAAACAGGAGGAUAUACAUUGCACUGGCAAUCGGAAGUACGCAGAUAUUCUACAUGAAUUUCUACACAAAUUGUUGCCGCAUUUAAAGUCUGGGCCACACUUUUCCUUCUUCUGGCAAUCUCAAGGUGUGCAUGAUUAUUACGAAUACGCACAGUUCUUGGACAAGAAAUAUCAGCAUUUGAUAUAUCUUCUAAAAUCGGAACGUAUUUUAGAGAAUACUUUCGUUUUUCUUAUGUCUGAUCAUGGAUUGCGUUAUGGUCCGUUUCGUGCCACUUAUCAGGGAAUGUUGGAGGAAUCACAGCCACUUUUAAUUGCCAUUUAUCCUAAAUGGUUUGCCAAGAAAUUUCCCUUGGCUGCCAUCAAUCUGAGGAGAAAUGCUCAUCGACUUGUGACCACAUUUGAUAUGCAUGCCACACUGAAAGAUUUAACGGACUUGCAACAAAUUCGAGAUGUGGAAAUUAAAAGUCGCGCGGAGCUGCUCAAAAUCAAGGCAUAUAAAAUACCUCGAGGAAUAAGUUUAUUUCUCCCGAUUCCCAAAAAUCGAGACUGUGAAAUGGCGGGAAUUCCUUCUGCUUUUUGUCUGUGUCAGAGUUUUAAGAAAAUGGAAACUAAGAAUGAAAAAUCAGAGCGUGCAGCUCGUUUUAUCGUGGAGAACAUCAACACUUGGAUCAGCGGCUAUACAAAGUGUCAAACGUUGCACUUAGCCGAGGUGCAUGAAGCGUAUUUGUUGCACAAUUCAAACAACUUGCAAACGGACUUUGAGGUCAAGAUACGAGUCCAAACAUCGCCUGGCAAAGGAAACUUUGAAGGAAUUGUGCGUUUUAUGAGCGAUGUCCUGAUGUUAAAUGGUCCCGUGUUGCGUACAAAUAAAUAUGGCAAUCAAUCGCAUUGCAUUCACGAUUAUCAUGUCGAGAUGUAUUGCUAUUGCUUGUAAUGCGUAUUGCGAUAUAAUUGUAAAUUUCAGCAUUGCAAUAAAGCGACAUAAUGCAUUUCGAAAGCGACAAAGUUAUC
Messenger RNA from Drosophila nasuta, 2027 nucleotides. RefSeq lists its product as uncharacterized. The transcript has a single exon. NCBI's taxonomy places the organism in Eukaryota, Metazoa, Arthropoda, Insecta, Diptera, Drosophilidae. The record is from RefSeq and is a predicted model, not a curated record. Bases 40 to 1950 code for a protein of 636 amino acids.